AUGGCUGACGAAGUUUACGACGGUGCCGUUGGCAUUGAUCUGGGUACCACCUACUCCUGCGUUGCUACAUACGAGGGCAACAAUGUCGAGAUCAUUGCCAACGAGCAGGGUUCUUUCACCACCCCUUCUUUCGUUUCCUUCACCGACAAGGAGCGUCUGAUUGGUGAGGCUGCCAAGAACAAUGCUGCCAUGAACCCCCGCAACACCGUCUUCGAUGCUAAGCGUCUCAUCGGUCGCCGCUACGACGACCCCAACGUCAAGAAGGAUAUCGAGUCUUGGCCCUUCAAGAUCGUCGAUGACAACGGCAGCCCCAGAAUCGAGGUUGAGUACCUCGGUGAGACCAAGACCUUCUCCGCCCAGGAGAUCUCCGCCAUGAUGAAGGAGAUUGCUGAGGUCAAGCUCGGCAAGAAGGUUGAGAAGGCUGUCAUCACUGUCCCUGCCUACUUCAACGACAACCAGCGUCAGGCUACCAAGGAUGCUGGUGCCAUUGCUGGUCUCAACGUCCUCCGUAUCAUCAACGAGCCUACCGCCGCCGCUAUCGCCUACGGUCUUGGCUCCAACAAGUCCAACAAGGAGCGUAACGUCCUGAUCUACGAUCUUGGCGGUGGUACUUUCGAUGUCUCCCUCCUCAACAUCCAGGGUGGUGUCUUCACCGUCAAGGCUACUGCCGGUGACACCCAUCUCGGUGGACAGGAUUUCGACACCAACCUCCUCGACCACUGCAAGAAGGACUUCAACCGCAAGACCAAGGCCGAUCUCUCCGGUGACGCCCGUGCCCUCCGUCGUCUCCGUACUGCUUGCGAGCGUGCCAAGCGUACUCUGUCCAGCGGUGCCCAGGCCACCAUUGAGAUCGACAGUCUUUUCGAGGGCCAUGACUACAGCGUCACCAUCACCCGUGCUCGUUUCGAAGAGCUCAACGCCAAGGCCUUCAAUGGCACUAUUGAGCCUGUUGCCCAGGUCCUCAAGGAUGCUUCUAUCGACAAGAAGGCCGUUGACGAGAUUGUCCUCGUCGGUGGUUCCACCCGUAUCCCCCGUAUCCAGAAGCUUCUGUCCGAGUUCUUCGACGGCAAGAAGCUCGAGAAGAGCAUCAACCCCGAUGAGGCCGUUGCCUACGGUGCCGCCGUCCAGGCUGGUAUCCUCUCUGGCAAGGCUACCUCUGCCGAGACUGCUGACCUCCUUCUCCUGGAUGUCUGCCCUCUCUCCCUUGGUGUUGCCAUGGAGGGUAACAUCUUCGCCCCUGUCGUGCCCCGUGGCCAGACCGUUCCCUGCUUGAAGAAGCGCACAUUCACUACCGUCGCGGAUAACCAAGCCUCGGUACAAUUCCCCGUUUACCAAGGAGAGCGUGUUAACUGCGAAGACAACACCUCCCUGGGUGAAUUCACCCUCGCUCCUAUCCCCCCUAUGCGUGCCGGUGAGGCCGUCCUCGAGUGUGUCUUCGAGGUCGACGUCAACGGUAUCCUCAAGGUUACUGCCACUGAGAAGAGCUCUGGCCGCAGUGCCAACAUCACAAUUGCCAACUCUGUCGGCAAGCUCUCCGCCGGUGAGAUCGAGAAGAUGAUCAACGACGCCGAGGAGUUCAAGAGCAACGACGAGGCUUUCAGCAAGAAGUUCGAGGCCAAGCAGCAGCUCGAGUCUUACAUUGGUCGUGUUGAGGAGAUCGUCACCGACCCCACUCUGGCCCUGAAGCUGAAGCGUGGCCAGAAGGAGAAGAUUGAGCAGACCAUCAGCGAGGCUAUGGCUGCUCUGGAGAUCGGCGACAGCACCGCUGAGGACCUCAAGAAGCAGGAGCUCGCCCUCAAGCGUCUCGUCACCAAGGCCAUGUCCUCCCGAUAA
This is a messenger RNA of Clonostachys byssicola, 1833 nucleotides long. The record is from the annotation of a GenBank genome assembly. NCBI's taxonomy places the organism in Eukaryota, Fungi, Ascomycota, Sordariomycetes, Hypocreales, Bionectriaceae.